This is a messenger RNA of Actinia tenebrosa (Australian red waratah sea anemone), 5203 nucleotides long. RefSeq lists its product as uncharacterized. Gene Ontology annotation, cellular component: catenin complex; adherens junction; membrane. The record is from RefSeq and is a predicted model, not a curated record. Gene Ontology annotation, biological process: homophilic cell-cell adhesion; cell-cell adhesion mediated by cadherin; calcium-dependent cell-cell adhesion. Lineage: Eukaryota; Metazoa; Cnidaria; Anthozoa; Actiniaria; Actiniidae. Gene Ontology annotation, molecular function: beta-catenin binding; cadherin binding; calcium ion binding.
AAGACUUCAGGGACACCCAAUCGUAAGGAAGAAACCUCGGUAAACAAAACCAGAAGUCAGUUUUGACGAAGAAAGGAUCUAGUUUUUUUCCAACGACAGGUGCAAACUCGCGGGAAUAGAUUUCAACCCAUUUUGAGGCCUCAGUUUUCAGCGAAUGUGAGGCUGUCUUCGUUAUGACCUUUCGAGCCGCUUUUUUCUGGGGGAUUAUAUCUUUUCUGGUGUUUGUUUUCGCUGGAGCGGUAAAAAGUAGACCCGUUGGUGAUGAAGUGUGCCACAUCGCCAAAGAAGGAGAAUGUGGUUGCCAAUGUAUAGAAACAAGAACAUCCACCUGGUCCAGUCUAGCCUAUCUUUAUAAACGAAUAUUCGUAAGAUCCUUCAGCCCACUGGAAUUGGAAAUCGAAUGUCAAAAAUGCCAAAGCGAAUGCGCAGAACAUCUGAGGUCUCAGUGCAAAAAUGGCAAAUGCGUAAGUAAUAGUUGUGAGUGUCACCAGUGCUGGGAAGGAAAAACGUGUGAUCAAGCAGCUAAUGACAACCCACCACAGUUUGAACAGAAGUCCUAUACUGCCCAGAUAACAGCCAAUAGUGAAGUUGGUGCCAUCGUUCUUACUGUUGGUGCAUUUGAUAAAGACAGAAAAAGGUGUGCCAAAGAGGUUCCCUGUCCUUGUGCCAGUAUCGUAUACAGUAUCACUAGAGGCAACGAAGACGACUUCUUUAGCAUCGAAAAGCAUUCUGGGAAGAUAAGGGUGUCGAAGAGUCUUACAGCACACGAUGGUACUUCUUUUGACCUGACCGUGAGCGCAGAAAACGAAGGGCAGGGAUUCAACCAGCAGAAGGACACUGCUAUCUUACGUAUUGAUGUUGCGGCCUUAAAACAAAGACACCGAAGAUCUGCAGACCAUCAUAUUGUUAGGCGUAGUACACCGAUUGCCUCUCCAUCGGGAGUAAUCGUCGUCAAACCUGAAGUUCAAAACAAUACUUUCUAUAAACCAGGGGAUAGUAUUACUUUUAAUGUAACUUUGUCACACAAUCAGUCCGCAAGUACCUUCGCACCUGACACGGACCUGCAAGUCAAAUGCAGCUCGACAUUUCUCAACGUGUCUGAAUACGUAGCCAGCAAGGGUAUGCCUAGCAGCGGGCAUACAGUUUCAAAUGGCGAAAUCACAUUCAAUGUGAUUUCUUUACCUCAAGCCGGUGUUUCGAGUGUAAUCUUUAAAACAACUGUCAAGUCAACCAUCCAUCCAUUGGCCAACCUCUAUAUGGUCUGUGAAGCAACUGGUACCAGGGCAUCGACCAACUACAAAAUAAGCCCAGUGUCUUCUAGCCCUUCACUCUAUGCAGUCUUCCCAAAGGUCACGCUUACUCGAAUAACCGAACCCUCAAAAUCAUUGUUUGAAAUUGAAGACAGUUUGCAAUACCGUAUGAUCAUCGACAUGCCGCAUCUGGAUUUCCCGCUCUUUGUGGAAGUGACUUCUGCCAUCAACGACUUCUCUUUCAUGCCUAUCCAAGAUGUAAAAAUCAGUGCCAAAGGCUCAAAUAUUGGCGCUGGUCCUGGUGGCAACGUUGAUCCAGUUCCGCAAUACACUAAAAGCUCCAAUGAUCUUACCUUUUUCGACAGCGCUACGUUGGAUUUCAAGAACCUUACGGUGGCUGCUGAGUCGGAUGUCAACAAUAAGAUCGAAAUACAGUGGAAGGUCAAUCUGACGGAUCAUCCUUUGCUUGCAAAUGGUUCAAAGCAUUGGAAUGGAGCUGGUCUAAGCAGUGGACCCAAUAUGCUGCAUGUGGCACAACAAGCCAUUUACAUGAAAAAGAUUGAGCCAACGCUGGCCUGUGCACUGACUCCUCAAAACGACACAGCUGCCACUAGAUUCUCUAUCGAUGACACACUCUCCUUCAAUCUUGAAUGUAAUCACACCAACACGUCAACUGCCGAUGCAAAGAAUGYGGUGGUCAAAUGCUACUCAACCUAUCUUGAUUUUGUCAAAGCGUCGUACACUCCUACUGGAGGCGCCGUCACUCAAGUUACGAAGAUGAAUGACACCAUGCUUACGGACAUAACAGUAGCAAAUGUUCCUCUAGGGACAAAGAUAACAGGAAACUUCAACAUGAAAGUUCGACAAAACAUAAACCCAUUAGUUGAACUCGAUGUUUUCUGUCAGAUCGCUUAUCAAAAUUUGGCUGAUAAAAACAAGAUGACUACAACACACAAAGCUGUUCCACCAGCUGUAGCUGCAGUGCCAAUCAUCACACUCAACAUCGUAAACCCCUUGAGCUGCUACAAAGUAGGCUCUGAAAUCGAGUUGGCAUUCRAAGUGCUGGUGAGAAAGAUGAACACACCACUUCUCGUAGAGCUCAUAGCGCCAGUAAACAGCUCUUCUCCUAUAAUGGCAAUAACAUCAGUCACCUCCCCUACAGUUGGCGCAAACAUCAUGAAUAAAGCCAGUCUUGAAAGCAAGCGCGUGGUCUGCAAGUCAACAGUUAACGACACAAUGUAUGACCGAUGCACGAUCGAUUUUGGAACCGUGACGAGCAUCGUAGGAGUCGCGAACGCCUCAGUAAAUGAAAUCUCUCUCAACUUCAAUGUUAUUUUGAAUGAUCAUUCUAAUGUUACCAAUGGAUCCAAAUACUGGCCAGCGGUUGGUGUGAGAGGGGGAAGCCGCAUGAUGUGGAUUGGAGAGACCGCUGUCACUGUUUGCAUGUCAGCAGACCCAAAGCCUGUCUUGAAGCUGGAGUCCAAGUGUUACGUACCUUCCACGUCCCAGUCUUGCUGCGAAGGAAACUUAAGGAGAAACGACAAUGUUCAGUUUAACAUAACGCUCUCCCAUGAUCUUACAUUAUCUGAGCAACAUGCACAAAAUGUCAAGAUUCUUCACAUGAUACCUAUAUACGUAAAAUACUGGAGAGAGAUCUUCAAAAGCCCAAGCGGAAUGACUUAUAAUGAAACACCAGGAGGACCAGAACUGAAGGAUAUUAAAGAACUUCGUUUCAAAGAAGAGUUGAGUUUUUCGUACCUUGCCACCCUCGAUCCCUUGAAUAUAAUGCCUCCAGGAGACAUCCAAGCUACGUCUGUUGCUGAGGUUACGUAUUACGGACAUGAUGGCUUGACGGUGCUCAGCAGAAAAGCGGGUGUCUGUUGCUACUAUCAAAACCCAGGUCCUUCAAGGGAAUCGCCAGYGCAAGAACCUUCGCCACUUCCAGAAUAUUACAAGCGAGGAUUCUUGUUGAUACCCAAAAGCAAAACACUUUUUGUCUGCUCCGAAAACACGGCCAGAACCAGCUGCUUUUAUACCUCUGAUGCUGGAGUAAGCUGGGUUGCCAUAAACGAGCAAGUUGGUCGUAUAAUCGGCAAUGUCGGGGAGACUCUGUAUGCAAUCAGCAGCAACAAACGUGCCUACAUGAUGCAGCAAACCCGUGCUGAUACUUGGUAUGCUAUAACACCUGAUGACUGGGCCAAAGUCAAGACUUCUGCUGAAACAAACCGUAAGGUCGUUGAGGAUAAUCAUACUAACGAGGGUGACCCGCAAAUCGUUUCGUCUGAUUCCAACACGAACAAAUAUGGAGCAAACAAGAACGGCAUCUACUUUCGAAGUGGAUCAGCAGGAACAAAAAGCUGGGUACAAAAAGCCAUGUGGAAAUGCUGUGGUUGAGCAAAAUGAAUUGAUCGCGCACGUGGUGUAUAAGUUAAUACUGUACGUUGUUGUAGAGCACAAGAAAAGCCGCGCCUCUACCUUGCUUCUCUUGUUCUCUACAUUUUCUACAUCAAUUUUAAUCAUCACGUCGUCAACAUCGCGCGCUGCUGUUGGGUCUUUGUUUUGGUAUGAAUUAACUUCGAUAAAUCCUAAAAAUAGCGUACUAAUAUGAUUUAUUUCGCAUGAAUUUCGUAAAGCAACUGAAUCAAGAUUGAACUAGAAAACCUCACUUGAAAUCGAAGUAUACUUAUGCGCGCUUGCGCAUCUAAAUCGCAUUUCCUAUUUCGUUCCUUUAAGGUUUUAUCUGAAGAGGUGGUUAUAUCGUAGUAUUUUUGAUCAAUAUAUCACUUACAUUCAUAUCCGUAUAUCAUACAUAUCUCUUGCACCAUCCUACCAAUCUCAAAAUGUUAUUAUGAUGUUGCCAACAGAGCAUGCUGUCAAUCAAUGGUUAUAAAUGUUGCGUUAAAUUUGAAAAUAUUAUCAAUGUUUCCACAUACUUACAAUUUUUCAUACACAUAAGUAUAGCUCUACGUUCGGUGUUAUGUAUCACCAUGAGUGAUGUAAGAUUCGUAAGGUUCUCCCCCUCCCCCACCCCCGCAGUCUGACAUCCAAACGACACCAUACCAUAUUUAACCAAGUAACACCGAUUUUGAGGAGUUUGAUCAAAAAAAAAMCAAAAAAAAACCUGAAGGUUGACGUUUGUAUAAUAUAUCCUAUACCUAGAGUAGUCUAAUUAAGCAAGGAGUAAAGCACUAAAUUAAUAUUUAAUAAUAUACAGGGCCGUAACCAGGGGGAGCACAGGGUGCAUGUGCACCCCCACCCCGCCCAYAAAAGCUUAAGGUCCGCUCAUCUAUCUCCUUUUGCUUUAAAAUUGCAUGUAAAUGUUUUUUUGAUUAAAUGAAGACCACUUUCCAUCUGCAUAUUGUAGCAUUUUUAAGAAUCACUCACCCAUUAUCCUUUUUUUGUUUCUGAUGUUUUUCUUUGGUUCUGCUAUUUUUUGGUUACCUUUUUUUUGGUUCUGCAAUUCAUUGCCUGUGCACCUCCCCUGCAAGAUCCCUAGUUACGCCCCUGAUAUAUGUAUGUAAUCUAGCUGGACUGGUUACAUGUACCUUUAUGUAUCAAAUCAUAGCAAACUAUUUCUCUCUUAAAAGAGCUUCAAGACAAUGUAAGUUGAUCAAUGUUAAAAUACAGCGUCUAGUGGAAACAAGCUGAACUCAAGAUGAAAUUUUCUUUAGGAGCAAGUGCUAAGCUAGAAAAGAUAUACUUCUUUUUUUCAGUAUAACAAACUCAUAUAUAAGUUCUUUGAGAAUGAGUUUUAAAUUUUCAGGAUUAAAGUUCUUCAAGUGUGACGCAUGAUUCUCUAGUCAGGAUACAAUUCUCUGGUUAUUAUAGACUGCAUAAAAUGAUAAAAUGUAUCAUAGAAAUAUAGAAAAGUGACAUGGAAAUAGUUACUGUAUGUGAAUGCAAGUGAUUUGAAAAAGCAUAUUUGUUAAUAAAGUUCUUAGAAUAGAUUGUAA